UGAACGACUGGCCUGAAAUAUGCCAACGAUAACAAAAUGGCGUUCGCCAAGAUUCAUUCCCUUCGCAAUUUGACAUUUAAUUUAACAACAUUAGUGGCGAAAUAUCAACAAAACGACAUGAACAUAAUAAAACUGAUGCCUGCAGUCGUUCGAUCGAUUCCAUGUCGUAACUCGAGUUUUAGAAGUUCUAAACCAGUCGAAGAAGUUAGUAAUUUACCUGAAUAUGAAAUUAUUCCAAAUCCUCCAGAAUGGAAAUUUGUAGAGCAACUGUUACCCCUAAAGGCAGUGCCAAAUCCUAUUAUGAAAGAAUCUUACCCCUCAGGGUGGAAACCUCAAGAUCCAUCGUGUGUAAAUAAUCCGUACUAUAUUGCAAGAACUAGAAAUCAUAUGCUACCAGUAUAUUUAAAAUUAUCGCACAGAAAUUUGAGAAAACUGACUCAAGUAAAGAGAAUUCAAGGUGAUAUUUGGAAAUUAGCUUCAGAGUUGAAAGAAUAUACGGAACAAAAAAUGAAACGAAAGGUAGCAACACAAGUGAAUGAAUUAGCAGGUCAAAUAUUAUUAAAAGGUGAUUAUGUAGCUUAUGUCGAAGAGUAUUUAUUAAAUAAAGGUUUUUAA
Molecule: messenger RNA, 615 nt
Organism: Ctenocephalides felis (cat flea)
Lineage: Eukaryota; Metazoa; Arthropoda; Insecta; Siphonaptera; Pulicidae
Product: probable 39S ribosomal protein L49, mitochondrial
Exons: 2
Coding region: 37-615 (192 amino acids)
Biological process (GO): translation
Cellular component (GO): mitochondrial large ribosomal subunit; ribosome
Molecular function (GO): structural constituent of ribosome
Source: RefSeq, a predicted model, not a curated record